This is a messenger RNA of Cottoperca gobio, 2602 nucleotides long. It is a transcript of the gene prkar2aa, whose product is annotated as protein kinase, cAMP-dependent, regulatory, type II, alpha A. Gene Ontology annotation, cellular component: cAMP-dependent protein kinase complex; cytosol. Lineage: Eukaryota; Metazoa; Chordata; Actinopteri; Perciformes; Bovichtidae. Gene Ontology annotation, molecular function: cAMP binding; protein kinase A catalytic subunit binding; cAMP-dependent protein kinase inhibitor activity. The coding region runs from base 685 to 1860 and encodes 391 amino acids. The transcript is spliced from 11 exons. Gene Ontology annotation, biological process: negative regulation of cAMP-dependent protein kinase activity. The record is from RefSeq and is a predicted model, not a curated record.
GCGGUUCAUUCGUGCGUGUAGUGUGGAGUGCCUCGCCGGGAGGGAAGAAACGUGUGUUCCGUUCAUUUUUGCAGGCUUCUCUAGUUGUAACUAGCCGCCACACUGCUGGAAUAACGUUAACAAAUAGUUUUUGUCGGUACUUCGUGUUGUACUCAACGGCGGUGUGGCGCAACGCUGAGUUUAGGAUUUGUCACCCGGCUGCAGCAGCUGACUUACUUGUGACUUGAGCAGAGUGGAGUCGCUAGGCAGUUGCCAAAGGAAAAACAGGCAGAUGCUGACAAGUAGUUAGCAACUCAGCCAGCUAGCCAGCUCGCCAGCUCUCCCUCCUGCCACAGCAAGUCCCACCCUCACCAAGUGCGUGGACGUCGUAAGAGGCUGCAGCGGUGAAGUCGAGUGCUUUUCCUCUCAACUUAGCCAGCAUCGAUGUACAGCUGGCUGGCAAGCUAAAAAAGCCUCUAAACGUUAGCUAGGCGACGCCAACGUAAACAAUUGUUGGCUUUAACGUUGGAAACGUGUUUUCUGUGGAGGGAUACGGUCGCUACACUGGCAAAGAGACUGGCAAAAAAGAAGAGCCGAAAUAAGAGAGAACAAGGAAGACACCGAGAAGGAGGGGACUGGCUAGUUUAGCCGGGGAGACAGAAUCUCACAUAGAUAGAUAACGCCGCCACCGAGCCACACACAGCCAUGAGUAUUGAGAUACCGGUGGGGUUGACGGAACUGCUGCAGGGCUACACUGUGGAGGUGCUGCGACAAAGGCCGUCAGACCUGGUGGAUUUUGCAGUACAGUACUUCACCCGUUUGCGGGACACCAGAAGCCAGGAUGUCAGUGCCGGUGGCAAGACAGGGAAAGGAGUGAUGUUUGAUGGAGAGCCGAUGCAAACAGAGUCCAAUGGAGAUGAUGAUGACGAUGAUGAGGAUUCUGACUUUGAGCCUCCACCACCCAGCAGAUUCAACAGGAGAGUUUCCGUGUGUGCGGAGGCGUUCAACCCAGACGAGGAAGAGGAGGACACGGAGCCCAGGGUGGUUCACCCAAAAACAGACGAGCAGCGCUGCAGACUGCAGGAAUCCUGCAGAGACAUCCUACUCUUCAAAACACUAGAUCAGGAGCAGUUCUCGGAGGUGCUGGACGCCAUGUUUGAGUUGCGGGUUCAGACCAAGGAUCACGUCAUCGACCAGGGAGACGAUGGAGACAACUUCUACGUCAUAGAGAGGGGGCUGUAUGACAUAGUGGUAAUGGGGAAAAUAGUGGGUCAGUAUAACAACAAGGGCAGCUUCGGGGAGCUGGCACUCAUGUACAACACACCACGCGCCGCCACCAUCGUCGCCACCCAGGACGGAGCGCUAUGGGGCCUGGACCGCGCCACAUUUCGUAGACUCAUUCUGAAGAACAACGCCAAGAAGAGGAAGAUGUACGAGACUUUCAUCGAGUCCGUGCCCUUACUCAAAUCACUGGAGGUCACAGAGAGGAUGAAGAUAGUGGAUGUAUUAGGAUCGAAGCAGUUCCCCGAGGGUGAGCGCAUCAUCGCACAGGGAGACAAGGCUGACUGCUUCUAUAUAGUAGAAUCUGGGGAGGUCAAGAUCAUGAUGAAGAGUAAAACGAAGGCGGACCAUGCAGACAAUGUGGAGGUGGAGCUAACGCGCUGUAGCAGGGGUCAUUACUUUGGGGAGCUUGCCUUGGUCACCAACAAACCCCGGGCCGCCUCAGUCUACGCUGUGGGCAAUGUCAAGUGUGUGGUAAUAGAUGUGCAGGCGUUUGAGCGCCUCCUGGGUUCCUGUAAGGAGAUCAUGAAGAGGAACAUCUCCCACUACGAGGAACAGCUGGUGGCCCUGUUCGGCUCCAGCAUGGACCUGAGAGACUGAGCCUCCCACACCACCCUCUGUGCCUUCUAUUACACGCACACACACGCACACACACAUAUCAUGCAGUGGUUAUACAGACUCGUAAUAAGCUUUACACAGGGCUUACAAACACAUGAGAAACACACACUUACGCACACACGCAGGGGUACAGAUACAUAAACACAUAGGCAACCACACUUGCAAAAACGGACACAUUGUGGUAAAAUGGAGACAAAAAACUUUUAAAAUCUCUGAAAAGGAAAAUGAACUAAAAUGCAAAAAAAAAGAGAGAAAAGUUUAAAGAAGACAGAUAAGUUUUAGAAACGUUUUAUGAAGAUAAGAAACAGAAGCUUUGAUAAAAUAUUAUUUAAAUAAAAAAAAGUGUUUCCUCUUUGGGAGGCCGGGGUGCAGAACUUUGUGAGCGCACUCCAUUGCUUCCUCUACUGUUGUUGAUUGAGUUGAGUUAGUGCUGGUGAUUAUUGCAGUACCACAGAAGAAGCAGUGAAAACAAUAAAAACCCUAUGUUUUCUGGGCCAUUGUUAUUCUCUCAUUGACACCACACUUCAUUGUAUUGAAUUAAUUAUUAAUGUAUUGUUAUUAUAUAUUCAUUUAUUAUUUUGUUGUUUUAUUUUGACCAAUUCUGAUAAAAUUCACCAUCCAUCUCUGACAAAAUGUAAAAACUGAAAAAAGAAUUCUAACAAAAACAUUAGUGCUUAUUUCUCCUUGAUUAUCCUUGAAUAAGUUGUCCUGGAUAAAGAAAAAU